UAAUGGGUGAUAUAUGGAUGAUUGUGAUGGUGGGUUUUAAUAAUAUUUAAAAGCAAAAAUUUAAAAUUAUUCUUUGAGUAACACACCCUCUUUAUGAUGAUAGUCCCAAUUUCCUUUCUUUGAGGCAAGAAGAGAAAAGAGGGAGAGAGAGAAUGUGUGUGUCAUUGCUGGAGUGGGUUAGAUACUGAAUCGGUUUCAAAAGGAAAAAAAUGGAAAAAUAAUAAAAAGAAACAUGAUCAUAUGAUCUCCUUUUUCGAUAUUUGUUCAAGCUCUAUUUGUCUUCUCUCAAAUAUUUUGGAUUCCUACCCUCUCUUUCAAAACCCUUACACUUUCUUUCUUUCACCUAGUUUUCUUCUACUAAACCACAAUAAAAACAAUUUUCAUGUACUGUCUUUGUUAAUGUGAUGUUGGAGUGAGAGAAGGGAAAUUCAUUCAUUCAUUCAUUCUACCUACCUUACACUCACUCACACUCAAACAAGCCUCCAUCCUAAUAUUCUUGGUUUUCCCUACUCUACUCUCCUAUCUAAAAUUUACAUAAGACAGAGAAAGAAAAACAAAGAAAGAAACAGAGAGAGAGAGAGAAAGAGAUAGAACACUCACCAGUCACCACUGGGUAUUUCAUGGAUCUGGUUGUCUAGUUUUCUGAAAAGGGUUUUCUUCAGUAGUAGAAAGUCUAGAACUUGAAGAAGCUUAUUCCCGAGAAAAUGGCAGCACCUGAGAAACCGGGCACCACCAAAGGCCAAGCAUGGUUUUGCACUACUGGGUUGCCAAGUGACGUUGUAGUUGAAGUCAAUGAAAUGACAUUUCAUCUCCACAAGUUUCCAUUGAUGUCGAAAAGUCGAAGGCUUCACGACCUGAUUACCGAGCAAGAGAAGAAUCCUAUUGCUUUUUCUUCUACUAAAGACCAAACUUCUACCUCCGCCGCCGCCGCCGAACCAGGAGAUGAGGACGAAGAAGAAGUCGGCGCCGGUGGUGUCGACGAAAUCGAGGAAGUCCAUUGCCACAUAGUCCUCUCCGACUUCCCCGGCGGUUCGGAGACUUUUGAGUUAGCAGCGAAGUUCUCUUAUGGCGUCAAGAUUGACUUGACCGCUUUCAAUGUUGCUCCUCUUCGCUGCGCCGGUGAAUUUCUGGAUAUGACGGAGGAGUAUUCUGAGGACAAUCUCAUUUCGAAGACAGAGAGGUUCUUCUCCCAAUCCGUGCUCAAAAGUUUGAAGGACUCCAUUAAAGCUCUGAAAUCAUGUGAGAGGUUAAUGCCUAUGGCGGAGAAUUUAGGGAUUUCACAGAGGUGCAUUAACUCAAUCGCUUCUAGAGCUUCCUCCGCUGAUCCUACUCUGUUCGGUUGGCCGGUAAAUGACGGAGUUGGUGCCACUAACGGCGGCCGAGAUUCUUCGAACCAGAAUUUGUGGAAUGGGAUUGAGACCAAUAGGAGGAGAAAAGGACUCGCUAGAGCAACCAAUGCAGAUUCAUGGUUGGAAGAGCUUGCUAUAUUGAGUUUACCAUUCUUCAAACGCUUAAUCUCUGCCAUGAAAGAUCGAGAUCUAAGCCCUGACAUGAUCGAGAGCUGUUUGAUUCAUUACGCCAAAAAAUGUAUUCCUGGAAUUUCGCGUACGAAUCGGAAGCCAUCAUCGUCCACGUCAUCGUCUUCUUUGAUAGUUUCAGAGAACGAACAGAAAGAGCUUUUGGAGACCGUAAUUUCGAAUCUGCCAUUAGAGAAGAGCUCUAGCAGAUCUUCCACCGCCACUAGGUUUUUGUUCGGCUUGCUAAGAACGGCAAAUAUAUUAAACAUUUCAGAAACUAGUAAAUCGACAUUGGAGAAGAAGCUCGGUUCGCAACUGGAGCAAGCCACUCUCGACGAUCUUCUAAUCCCAAGCUACUCUUAUCUGAACGAGACUCUUUACGACGUUGAUUGCGUCGAGAGAAUAUUAAAUCACUUCUUGGAAGGAUUACAACACAGAAAUACAGAUAGAAUUGAAGAUGAAGACGAAGCUGAUGAAUGUGACGACAUCAGAUCACCAGCGUUAAUGCUCGUCGGAAAAUUAAUUGACGGUUAUUUAUCGGAAAUCGCCUCAGAUGCGAAUUUGAAACCUGAAAGGUUUUUCAAUCUAGCUAUGUCUCUACCAGAUCAGGCCAGACUUUUCCAUGACGGUCUAUACAGAGCCGUAGAUGUUUAUCUCAAGUCUCAUCCAUCGACAUCGGAUUCCGAUCGCGAAAGGAUCAGCUCAGUUUUAGAUUGCCAGAAACUCACAUUGGAAGCGUGCACGCACGCGGCUCAGAACGAACGACUACCACUUCGCGCGGUGGUUCAGGUUCUGUUCUUCGAACAGCUCCAGCUCCGCCACGCAAUCGCAGAGAAUCUAAUCGCCGUGGAAGCCGCACAAACCGACGCCGGAAGGCCAUCUGUUCUACGAAGAGAACAAGAAGAGGCUGAAGAAGUAGACGAAGACAACGAAAACGAAGUCGUCGAAGAAGAUCAUCAGCUACCGCGAGCGGUGGCUCACGACGGAGGAGGAGUAGUGACCAACACGUGGAGAGCGGCGGUGAGAGAGAAUCAGGUGCUUCGAUUGGACAUGGAUAGCAUGAGGACGCGAGUGCACCAACUGGAAAGAGAGUGUUCGACGAUGAGAAAAGUGAUCGAGAAGAUCGAUAAGACCGGGCCGGUCGGAGAAGAAGGCGGCGGUAACGGUGGUUCGUUGGUGAAAGGGUGGAGAGGAUCGUUGACGAGAAGAUUUGGGUGUAAGUUCAAGACUCAGGUGUGCGAUUCUCAUGAACCUUCGGUUGUGGAUGUUCGUAAAGGAAACGGAGGAAGACGACUCCACCAUCAUCAAUCGUAGGCCCUACCUCACACGAUCAUAAUCUACUCGCCUUGGGUCCCAUUUAUGUCACACUUUUAUAUUAUAAAGUUCAAAAUUUAUAAAGCAGAGCUGUAAUCCAUAAUUUCUUCUUUCUCAUGCUGAUGAUGAUUCACUGUUCCCUACGUCUAAAUUGGAAAUGAAAAAAAAUUCAACCAAA
Cannabis sativa is the source of this 3009-nucleotide messenger RNA. Its product is annotated as BTB/POZ domain-containing protein At5g66560. NCBI's taxonomy places the organism in Eukaryota, Viridiplantae, Streptophyta, Magnoliopsida, Rosales, Cannabaceae. The record is from RefSeq and is a predicted model, not a curated record. Bases 705 to 2831 code for a protein of 708 amino acids. The transcript has 4 exons. Gene Ontology annotation, molecular function: protein binding.